Suillus plorans is the source of this 414-nucleotide messenger RNA. RefSeq lists its product as uncharacterized. The transcript has 4 exons. Lineage: Eukaryota; Fungi; Basidiomycota; Agaricomycetes; Boletales; Suillaceae. The record is from RefSeq and is a predicted model, not a curated record. The coding region runs from base 1 to 414 and encodes 137 amino acids.
AUGUAUUUCAAGGAGUACAAAGUUCACCGAGAACAGGAUGCAUCAUCUGCCCCCAUGCUGACGACAUACAACUCCACCUGCAAUCGAGGUGGAACCAAUCCUUCCUCAAGGCAACCAUGGUUGUGUUUUUCAUGCAGUUCUUCCAUCUCAAAGGAAGAGGUGGAAGUUUCGAAGUACUACCUAGACCACCGCCCUCUGAGUCACACGAUGCAAGGACGGCUGCCAACACAGCAACUUUUUGAGCCUCCCCCCGAUAUUGAAUCCAUCCAAAUAGGGGAUCACAUAGAAGUACUUGUGGGACAGCACACAGGGAAAUCUGGUAUCAUACGCUGGUUGCCCAAGGCAUCAAACAAUCUAUGGUUUCAAGAUGGAUCAUUAAGUAUCCCAGUUCCCAUUGCGGCUGUUCGGCGGUGA